Triticum urartu is the source of this 1655-nucleotide messenger RNA. RefSeq names its product serpin-Z1-like. The record is from RefSeq and is a predicted model, not a curated record. NCBI's taxonomy places the organism in Eukaryota, Viridiplantae, Streptophyta, Magnoliopsida, Poales, Poaceae. Gene Ontology annotation, molecular function: serine-type endopeptidase inhibitor activity.
CCCACCCCUACCGCCCUACGCCGCACCGUUCCAUGGAGAUGGAGGAUCUCGCCGGAGCCAUCAGGGACCUGGCCGCCCUCUCCACGCGGCUCCUGCUUCAACUCAGCGGCGACGGCGAGAAACGCAACCUGGCCAUCUCCCCGCUGUCUAUCCACUCCGUGCUCGUCCUUCUCGCUGCCGGUGCCACGGGCGACACCCUCGACCAGAUCGUCUCCUUCCUGGGCCUCUCCGGCGGCGCUGCGCAUGCGGCCCUCGCCUCGGAGGUGGCCACCCUUGUAUUCGGGAGGGCCGAUGGCGUGGAGCCCCAAAUCCGGUGCGCAGUAGGCGUUUGGGUGGACGCGUCGCUCCGGCUGAGGCCCGCCUUCGCCGACAAGGUCGCCUCCAAGUUCAAGGCCGCGGUGCGAGCCACAUUCAGAGAGAAUGUGGAAGAGGCGAGGGUUGAGAUCAACCGCUGGUUUGAGGACAAGACAGGCGGCUUCAUCAAGGACCUCAUGCCAGAAGGCCACCUCGACGCCAUCUCGACGGUCCUUGUCAUCGGCAACGCGCUCUAUAUGAGGGGCACAUGGCUAGAUCCGUUCAUUCCUUACAACACACUGGACGACGACUUCUUCUUGCCCGACGCCGACGGGAGCCGUGUGCGCGUGCCGUUCAUGACGAGCACAAACGAUCAGCGAAUCAGCUGCCAUCCCGGCUUCAAAGUCCUGCUGCUGCCCUACGAGAGCAAAGGCAACCACGAGUUCAGCAUGCACAUCUACCUCCCCGACGAGCGCGACGGCCUGCAGGCCCUGGUGCGCGAGAUCAGCUCCUCCGGCACUGCCGUGUUCGUGGCCCGCUGCGUCCCGGCGGCACGAGGCGUCGAGGUGGGGAACCUCACGAUCCCAAAGUUCAAGGUGUCAUCAAAGAUGGACGCGGGGGAUGUGCUGCAAGGUCUUGGCCUGGAGCUGCCGUUCCGCUUCACGCACGACUGGUCGGAGAUGAUUGAGUUGGCGGAGCCUCUAAAGGUGCAGAAUGUGCUCCACGAGUGCGUCGUGGAGGUGGACGAGGAUGGAACCAUGGCCGCUGCGGCCACUGAAGCUGACUGUGAUGUUUUUUUUUUUUGUUUGAGAAAGACUGUGAUGUUGGGUUUUCUCUGUACGGAGAGGAACCGGCUCGCGUGGACUUCGUGGCGGAUCAUCCGUUCCUGGUCCUCAUCAGGGAGGACAAGAGCGGCAUUCUGCUUUGAGUCAAUUACACCACAGGUGCUAGAACUUGGCACGAAUAAUCACUUUAGUGCUAGAACUUGUGUCCCACUGGUUGCAACAUCCAUGUCGUUGUUCCCAGCACGCCCCAUAACAUCUGUCAAAUGCAUUCAAGAAUGGAACAUUGAGGAUAAGGUAUUUGGGAUCACAUUGGAUAAUGCAACAUCUAAUAAUUCAGUGGCAGCAGGAUUGAAGUGCAAUUUUGUGGCCGAGAAUGCUCUUUCGAACACCCAUCCAGGAUGUUUCGCCGUGCUCGAAAUGUGGCGCAGCACCAGCCACGAGAGGUGGUCACACUUGAUGAUAGGCAGCGACGAGCCUACGAGCUUCUGUGUGAGUGUUGAGCCCGGCCGACGAGCAUACGCGGUUGUACCUGCAGGCGGGUGUUAUGGGAGCGCCAAGAGGAGGGGGACAUACUGA